AUGGUUGAAAAAUUUAAUUCAGAUUUUAUUUUAUUACCAAAUGAUAUUAUUGAUCAAGAUGUAACACGAUAUAUUCAAUAUCCAUUAACAAUAUCAAAUACAAAUAAUCCUCUAGAAACACAACAAUCAUUAUUUCAUUCAUGUACAUCACCAAUUAAUGAUUGUUUACAUAAUACAUUUAAAAAUGUAUCAACCCAAUCGAAUGUUGAAUGUAAUUUACCUGUAGUUGAUCUUUUAAAUAUUUAUAAUAUACAAAUAUCAGAAACUAUGUCAACACAAUCAUCAUGUUCAACAAAUGAUUUAAAUCAUGAAUAUACUGGAAUUAAUCGAUCAUUACUUAAUGAUUCUGAAUAUAUUCGAGCACAACGAUUAGAUCUGGAACUUCUUAUUAUGCUUGAAAUAGAUACAUCUAUUGAACAUUCUUCUCUUGAAGAAGAUCCAGACGACGAAGCAGAAUUCAAUCGUUUGUAUGAUGAAGUAUUAAGAAAAAAUUUCAAUCUUAAACAAGAAUUAAAAACAUUACAAGAAUUUGAACUAAUUAAUUCGCCAUGGUUAUGUAGAUCUUGUACAGUAAUUAAUGAACCAUAUAUUAAAACUUCACGUGAUACUUGUGUAGUAUGUGAAAGUCCAAGUCCAUUUAAAUGUGCUAUAUUAACCGAAUGA
This is a messenger RNA of Rotaria sordida, 663 nucleotides long. NCBI's taxonomy places the organism in Eukaryota, Metazoa, Rotifera, Eurotatoria, Philodinida, Philodinidae. The record is from the annotation of a GenBank genome assembly.